AUUUUAUCAAUAUUUAACGGUGAAUUUGCGAACUGAUUGUCUAAUAUUGUUUAUGCAAAUAUGCAUUUAUUCGCUAAACUUUUCAUUUUCUCUUGUGUUGUCGUUUACAUCUCUGCUGCUGCAUUAUCUGAUGAUCUCUACCAAGGUGAUCUCAUUGAUGAUGAUGGAAUCAAUCCAGACAAUGUUGUCGAAGAUUCUGACUCUGAUGUAGCACGACCACGGCCACGACGAUUCAGCUGUGAUCUAUUUUCAUUCCAAUCUCAAUGGGCUACUCCAAAUCAUAGUGUUUGUGCCAUGCGGUGCAUUGCAACUGGAAAAAAGGGUGGCACCUGUCAGAAUGGUGUCUGUCACUGUCGUGGACGUUGGUGGGGAAAAUAAUUUACCAACAUUACUAAUAUCGAUACCAAAGUAGCACCAAAUUGUAAAUUUCAUUAACACUAUCGACUGCCAAGUCAAAUUAUUAGAUUAAUAUUUAACAGUCUACUACACUCUUCGAUUAAAUUUUAACCUGAGCCAUCAAAGUACUUGACUUUGUAUGAACCAUGUUUUAUAAUCAGAUUAUCAACAUUGCCCACAGUUUGGCCAAGUAUGCAUGCAGUGUGGUCUAUGAUAUUACUCUGUGUAAAGAUAGUUUAAUUGAUCAAGUCAACAGUAAAAUGGAUUAAUCGAAAAUCAAUCAUUUAUAUCCAACUGAUAAACAGAAAUUCAAUAUUAUUGACGUUAUUUACUCUUAUGGUUUUUCCCGAAUGACAUUGAAAAUGAGGUAAUUGAAGAGAAAAAUAUUAUUCUUCUAAAAAUAAAGAAAAAUUUGAUCAAAUAGCUUUCAAAAUUCUCUGAUAAUUGCAUUUUAAUAUUUAUGAUGCUACAUAAAUUUAUGUAAAUUUUUCAUAACUGUACAAGCAGUUAACUUUGAUUUUGAACGUUAAUGAUGGGUAUUGUCAUAGAUAUGAUCAAUCAAUUAAAGUGCGAAUUUCAAUAAUCUACUUGUUGGUAAAAGUGUGUUAUUUGAAAUUAAUAUUGUAAUAAUAAACGAACAGUUAUAUAAUAAUGAAAAUAAUACAUAAAAUAUAAUACAAA
This is a messenger RNA of Chelonus insularis, 1077 nucleotides long. RefSeq names its product defensin-2 (gene Def2). The transcript has 2 exons. Gene Ontology annotation, biological process: defense response to bacterium; humoral immune response. NCBI's taxonomy places the organism in Eukaryota, Metazoa, Arthropoda, Insecta, Hymenoptera, Braconidae. The coding region runs from base 61 to 378 and encodes 105 amino acids. The record is from RefSeq and is a predicted model, not a curated record.